Molecule: messenger RNA, 297 nt
Organism: Bursaphelenchus okinawaensis
Lineage: Eukaryota; Metazoa; Nematoda; Chromadorea; Rhabditida; Aphelenchoididae
Source: the annotation of a GenBank genome assembly
AUGAUUUGGCAGGCGAAGUGUAAGAGGAUUCUGAUGCUGACAGAGGUGAUGGAACAAGGCAAAAAGAAAUGUGAGCAGUACUGGCCGACCAAGAUGGGCGAAGAACUCAAGCACCCGUCUGGAGGUGUCGGCAGAGGACUCGACUCUUAUUGUAGAGAACAUACUGUGGCAGGGAUGGCCGGAUCAUGGCGUGCCGAAGAUUUUUUUGAGCCGGCGCAUGCUCAGCAAAUAACGCGGAUCCCUGGGUGGUGCACUGUUCCGCGGGUCGAACUGGCACGAUCGUUGCUCUUGCAAUGA